Molecule: messenger RNA, 1973 nt
Organism: Armigeres subalbatus
Lineage: Eukaryota; Metazoa; Arthropoda; Insecta; Diptera; Culicidae
Exons: 2
Coding region: 348-1589 (413 amino acids)
Biological process (GO): proteolysis
Molecular function (GO): nucleic acid binding; zinc ion binding; aspartic-type endopeptidase activity
Source: RefSeq, a predicted model, not a curated record
AGAUAAAAAAUGAAUUGGCUUACCCCUCAACAGUAUGUACCUUAGUAGUAGUAGUAGCCCUAUCCCUCCAAUUUCAGUUCAACCACUAUUGCCUUUGCACAGAGUCAACUCUCGCCAGUCGUCACUUCCUGUUAAGCUAGUUUAGAGGAAACAACGUCAAAUAAAAUGCUAUAGAAAAUCAGAAGUGGGAUUACUCAGUUAGUCCAAUUGAAAUCGGUCUUCCAACGUAACAGUAAUCCGCGGCGGCCGUUCAAAAGUGAAUACGGAACAACGAUACGGAAGAAACGAACGCGAAACGAAAAAAUAACAAGAUUACGAUUUGGCCGGUGCGCCGCCAUUUUGAACGAAUGCCGAAAAUCAAACGCCGACGAAACGCCACAGACGAGCUGGAAGAAGAAAAAGAAGAAAUAAAACUAGAACGCGAGCGCCAGGAGGAGAAAAAAAACAUUGAACCAGUGACCGCUCAUGGAAACAUAAUGUCGCUGAACACGGUUUCGCAAGCAUCACAGGACGCAAGAGCUGCACGGCCACUGCAUCCGGAAGAGGUAAAAGCCCUAAUUAGUGAAUUCGAUGGAACGUACGAUGCAGCCAUUUGGAUUCGAAAGAUAGAGCACUAUCAGAAGCUAUACGGGUGGACGGACAACGCCGCACUACUAUACGCAACGACAAGAUUGGCGGGACCUGCAAAGCUUUGGUAUAGUUCGGUAGAAGAAAAAAUAUUUGGCUUCACGGGAUUCAAAGUAAUGCUGUUGACGACUUUCCCGAGUUACCACGAUGAAGCGGAUGUGCACAGAGAGCUUAUGGCGGUGAUGAAAACAGCGCAAGAGUCGUACGAAAACUAUGUUUUCCGUGUUCAAAAUAUCGCCAGCAAAGGGAACGUAUCGGAAGCAUCCAUCAUAAAGUACAUUAUCAGCGGUCUUUCUCGGGACAGGUUGUAUGAGCAGAUUGCUUCAAACGAAUACAACACGGUUUACAGCUUGCUAAAAAGGAUUAAGUGGUGUGAGUCGAACCUUCGAUUGAAAAAGACGGAUGCAGGAACAUUGGGUGCAACACGCCAACCGAUGCGCCAAUCUGUACCUGUAGUUAAAGUUGGUGCAAUUGUUGCUGCGUCGGAGUUGAUCUGCUUCAACUGCAAUGCUUCAGGACACAAGUCAAUCAACUGCCCGAAACCACAACGACGUCCGCGAUGUACUUCGUGUUCCAAGGUGGGGCACACUGUUGAGCAAUGCUUCAAGCUUUUGAACAACGGAAAACCGGUGCAACCCAUGGUUGCUAUGAUCACAGCGAAGGAAGAGGAAACGUCUACACAGGAUUCAGUACCCAACGAGAGGAUCGACACUGAUGAGAACGGGAUGCUGAAAUGUGAUGCAAUCAUCGGACGAAGGCUGAAGCAGCUAAACUUGCUGGUUGAUUCUGGCAGUGCGGUGAGUUUAAUCAAACGAUCUGAACUUUCAAUGAAUAGAUUAGAGUACAAAAUAGGGCAAACAAAGAUAGAUCUAUCUGGCAUCAAUAAUUCCAAAGUGAAGGUGGAAGGAAAACGACGAGGCAUAUUAGAUAUUUUGUAUUUCCUACUGUUCAGAUCGCAAUGAUAAAUAUGUAAUGUAAUCAGAUGUAGGGUCUAGGGACUGGCGAGUGUUUUGUAGGAUGGCCGAGCUGUAGAAGAUAAAAAAUGAAUUGGCUUACCCCUCAACAGUAUGUACCUUAGUAGUAGUAGUAGCCCUAUCCCUCCAAUUUCAGUUCAACCACUAUUGCCUUUGCACAGAGUCAACUCUCGCCAGUCGUCACUUCCUGUUAAGCUAGUUUAGAGGAAACAACGGCAAAUAAAAUGCUAUAAGUUCAUAUUUUAGAAAGGCCAGAUAAUACAAUUUCAAAUUGGAACUCAAUUCAAUUCUAAUUUGAAUCGAUUCUUUCGAAAAAAAAACGACUUCAAGAAGCAAAUAAUAUUCACGUUUUUCUGGGAAGGUACAGUAAUC